AUGAAUGGCGCAUCGGGAGCCAUGUCGCCUGUCUCUGUCGAUGGUAGCGAAUGGUCUGGACUGAAUCAGUAUGGAAAAUCCGACUCGCCCUUUUCCCCAACAUUCCCGCCAUCGCGUGCCAAUUUAGCCACACCCCCGACCUCCGGCAUCCCAAGCGCACCGUUAAGUCCCAGUGGGCCACCUCCUUCGCUCUCACCUUCUAAUUUGAGCGGCAAUCCAUCCCCACCCAGUUCGGUUGCUGCAAGAUCUAGUUCCGGCACACUAGGAGAUGGCCAACGCGACGGAAGACGGUAUCGUCAGAUGGAGGAGAUUCUGGGUCAACACUAUGUAAUCCUGAAAAGAUUCUUGAAUGGCACAGCCCGUGACGAGCGUGGCAAAUCGAACAAAGCCCGGGACAAACUACUCAGGCUGUCGCCAACCCAGUUCCAUGAACUUUCGACCGACGUUUACGACGAAUUGAUCCGGCGGCAACAGGCUUCGCCGCCCCCCGGGCGGCCGCCUCGCACAGAUGUGCCUCCCUUCCUCCCUCCUCGCGAAGAUUUCCACGAAAAGCGCAACCAUGCUCGCCAGAAGCUUGCCGCACUUCACCACGUGCGAUUCCGAGACCUAGCGACCGAUGUAUUCUGUGAAUUAGAGCGCCGCUUCCCACACUUCACCAGUCGAGAGUACCGCGCCCGGCCGCCCCCCAAUAUGGGUCCCCCUAGCGCUCGCACGUCGCAGUCUUCCCGGGGACCUCCUUCGCGCAUGGGACGAGGAUACCCGUCUGGUGGUCCGCCCAGCCCCUUCCCUCCUCGUGGCGGCUCUCUUGGAGGCCCGCCGAGCAUAAACGGAGAUGGUCCGUUCCCUCGGUCUUUCCAAAGCAACACUAUGGUUCCGAAUAAAAGUACAAUGGUUGAGGAUAGCGAUGAUAUGGGACCAGAAGAUGAGGAUGAUGCUCGGAGUGACGCGUUCGCUCUCGAUGCUGUUCUCAGCCGGCGCGGUACUACAACGACGUUGGGCGAGAGUGAACGGAGGUUGUUGCUGGAGAGCCAGACGCAGGUAUCAGCUCUUCAGGAGAAGAUUGAGAAAUUGGAAGAAUUGGUUCGCUCCAAGGAUGAGGAGCUGGCACAGUCGUCCCAGGAUGCAGACUCCUCCGGGAUCAGUCAUAAUGAGCGCCAUGAGUGGGACGAGUUGCGACUCGAGCUCGAGACUAAAGUAACAAAGGCUGAGGACCUCAACAGCUCGCUCCAGCUGGAGCUUGAGCGGGUUCGGACAGAGCACGAAACCAUGGAACAGGAUCUUCGCAGUCAGCUCAAUGACUCGUCUCGGGGCGUCGAUGAUGCGGGUUUGCAAGCUCGCUAUGUUGAUCUGGAAAAUAAGCACCAGAGUUUGCAAGAAGAAUUACAGCAUCAGCAACAAGUGACCGAUGAGGUCCGCCGGGAGGCAUCGACUUUCCUUAUGGAAAUGAAGGCCCUCUCAGCCGAGAGCCACUCCAAUUGGGAGCGUGAGGAGCAACUCUCCAACGAGGUCCACAGGCUCGAGGCCGAUGCCAAUGAAUGGAAGCAUCGCUACGCCAAGGUCAAGGCACAGCUGCGGCAUCUUCGCGCCUCAUCCGGUGGCUUCGCCGAAUCGCGGCCUGACGCAAGUGUCCUCGCCAAAGAGCAUGAGCUGGUGCAGGCCGACGGGGUGGUCAAGGAUAUUCAUGUUACCAAGUUCCAAAUGUCUAUUGACGAGCUCUUACGAGUCGCGCGUUUCGAAGAAUCUCCUGUGGUACUUCGUCAGAACAAGAUGGUUAUUGUCGCAGUCCGCCAUAUUCUCCAAGAUCUUGAAUGUUCCCCGAUUCCGGUCGAUGGAUCAGCUGCUCUGCGCGCAAAGGUGAAAGGCCAAGUGUCUACUACAGCCAACAACUUGAUUACUGCCACGCGCAACUUUUCCAGCUCCAGUGGUCUAUCUCCAGUGUCGCUUCUUGAUGCUGCGGCCUCUCAUGUCUGCACUGCUAUUGUUGACCUAAUUCGUGUGGUCAAGAUCAAGGCCUCGCCCGUGGAUGAGCCGGAGGACGAAGAGGAUGAGGAGGAUGCGUCCCAGGAACAAUUCCCUGAUUACUUUGAUACAUCUGCCAGUCAAAAGCGGAUGAGCAAUAAUUCCGUCUACAGUGCUAUCAGCCGUCCGGAUGACUCUCAAUACCCUGUACAAAAUGGAACCGGUAAUGAUCUCAAUCAGGGCUGGGGGCAUGUGCAAGAGGAUCACGAGGUGUUGGAGCUCAAGCUCUACGUCGAGGACCAGACUGAUGGUAUGGUCCAACAAAUCCAGGCAUUGGUGGCCAGCAUCCGAGCCGAGGACAACUUGCAUAGUGUCCAAACGCACGUCUCUGCGAUUUCAAAUGUUGUUGCGAACGUGGUUUCGGCUACAGAGCACCUGAUGCGCGAACGUAGCGGGGACGUCAGUUUGCGCCAGGCGUCUGAACCCGUCAUUGCUGCAUUAGACCAGUGCCGUGGCCGAUUGGCGACCACUGCCAGUGAGGGCGAAGAUGCGACGAGCCCCGAGCAAUUGCGGGAGUUGACGAAUAAGCUGCCCCCCAUUGCAUUUGAGAUUGCUCGGCAAACCAAAGAUCUUGUUCAGCGCCUCGAGGCCGCGUCCACCCCUGCUGACGAGGAAGAUGACUUCCGGUGA
Messenger RNA from Penicillium paradoxum, 2649 nucleotides. Its product is annotated as putative cell polarity protein. Bases 1 to 2649 code for a protein of 882 amino acids. Gene Ontology annotation, cellular component: cell cortex of growing cell tip; actomyosin contractile ring. The record is from RefSeq and is a predicted model, not a curated record. The transcript is spliced from 2 exons. Lineage: Eukaryota; Fungi; Ascomycota; Eurotiomycetes; Eurotiales; Aspergillaceae. Gene Ontology annotation, molecular function: MAP kinase scaffold activity.